GUGGUGACCACCCCCCUCCUUUGACCUCCUACGUCGAACAAAGAAGCUCAACCUGGUUUAGUCGCCAAGAGGUUUCCCCCUCCCCUUUCAUCACCUGCGCACCUUUCCCAUGUGCAAGGAAGCGACGUCGAGGAGGGGAAAAACAGCCGUCUCAUCUCCUCCGAUCUGUAUCUAUUUCCCUUCUCCUUCUCCAACCUCUCUCGCGCCUUUUUUUGACCAGACUGAAACCCCACGCACCCCGCGGACAGCGACUGAGCCCAAACACAUUCGCAAAUUUACCGACCCCAGCCAGUCAGAGCGCAGGAACACGGUCGUGUGCCGCGGCCGCCGUUUCCAUCCUGCUGUGCCUUGCAUACCGUACACUACCAACUUAUUGUUGGGCCAUACAUUUGGCGAUAUAAGGGUCGCGCGUGCCCUUCUUUUUCGUAAUGGCGAGGAAGGGGGAUGGAUUGACAUCGCCGACCACACAAUCGACGGCGGAUGAGAAAGAGGUUUUGACACCAAACAACGACGCGAUGAACACCACUGGGACUGGGUGGCAAAAGCUAUCAGAGGGGGAUGAACGACGAGGGGCUGCAUCAGGGGAGGAGAUGCAGAUUGAACUAAACGAAACUGUCGCGACAACAAGGGACACAGCAGAAAAGGCGGAUGCCGGUUCGGGGGGCGCGAGUGUGAGCGCGGCGGAGAUGGUCGAGUACAAAGUCUACAGGAGGAGGUGGUUUGGGCUGGUGCAGUUGACGUUGCUGAAUGUGAUUGUUAGUUGGGAUUGGCUCACCUUCUCCCCCGUCGCCAGCCACGCAGCUCGGUAUUUUUCCACAGACGAGAACACCAUCAACUGGCUCAGCACGGCGUUUUUGUUUGCUUUUACGGCCAUCACCCCGCUGGUGAUUUAUGUGUUACAUCUCGGGCCGAAGCCGUCGAUUGUCACCUCGGCGGCCUUGAUUCUCGUGGGCAACUGGAUCCGCUAUGCGGGGUGUCGCUCUGGUGAAAAGGGGUUGUUUGGGGUGGUGAUGUUUGGCCAGAUCCUUACCGGUCUUGCUCAGCCUUUUGUCCUUGCGGCUCCGGCGCGGUAUUCGGACUUGUGGUUCACCAACCGGGGGCGGGUGGCGGCUACGGCCUUGACCUCGCUUGCGAACCCGUUUGGGGCUGCGCUGGGGCAGCUGAUUAUUCCGUUCUGGGUUGAGGGUCCGGGGGAUGUUUCGAGGAUGGUGUUGUAUGUUUCUGUGAUUUCGACGGUCUGCGCGCUUCCCGCCUUUUUUAUUCCUGCCCGCCCCCCUACACCGGUGGCACCUUCUUCACAAACACCGAAACUGUCGUUGAUAUCGUCGGCCAAGUUCCUGCUUCGCCAAACGGAAUUUUAUCUCUUGUUCGUCCCUUUUGCGAUUUAUGUCGGUUUGUUCAAUAGUAUCUCGUCUCUCCUCAACCAAAUCUUGCUGCCACACGGUUACAACGAUGAGGAAGCCGGUGUUGCUGGGGCACUGCUCAUCGUCGUCGGCCUUGUUGCUUCGGCCAUCACAUCGCCUUUGAUCGACAAGUAUAAAUCAUACCUCUUGGCCGUCCGGUUCGCUGUCCCCAUUGUUGGACUUUGUUACUUGGUUUUCAUCUGGAUGCCUGGGACUAGGGACAGCGGGGGGGUGGCAGGGCCGUAUGUGGUCAUGGCUGUGAUGGGGGCGGCGAGCUUCAGUCUCGUGCCGGUGGUGGUGGAGUUUUUGGUUGAGCUGACGCAUCCGAUCAGUCCCGAGGUUACGAGCACGUUAGCCUGGAGCGGGGGACAGGUAUUGGGGGGGAUAUUCAUUGUUGUGAGUGGUGCGCUGAAGGGAGAAGGAGGAAAGAUGGAGAGGGCGUUGGUUUUUCAUGCGGUUUUGGCCUUGGUUGCGGUGCCGUUGCCGCUUUGUCUGGGGUGCUUUGGACGGGGGGAGAAGUUGGUUUUGAGGAGGGUGAGGAUUGAUGAGGUUGAGGGGAGAAGAGGGGCUGAGGCGUAG
This is a messenger RNA of Podospora bellae-mahoneyi, 1982 nucleotides long. RefSeq lists its product as uncharacterized. Bases 429 to 1982 code for a protein of 517 amino acids. The transcript has 5 exons. Gene Ontology annotation, molecular function: transmembrane transporter activity. NCBI's taxonomy places the organism in Eukaryota, Fungi, Ascomycota, Sordariomycetes, Sordariales, Podosporaceae. Gene Ontology annotation, biological process: transmembrane transport. The record is from RefSeq and is a predicted model, not a curated record. Gene Ontology annotation, cellular component: membrane.